This is a messenger RNA of Scatophagus argus, 1526 nucleotides long. RefSeq names its product hydroxycarboxylic acid receptor 2-like. Gene Ontology annotation, molecular function: G protein-coupled receptor activity. Gene Ontology annotation, cellular component: membrane. NCBI's taxonomy places the organism in Eukaryota, Metazoa, Chordata, Actinopteri, Scatophagidae. The transcript has a single exon. The coding region runs from base 84 to 1058 and encodes 324 amino acids. Gene Ontology annotation, biological process: G protein-coupled receptor signaling pathway. The record is from RefSeq and is a predicted model, not a curated record.
UUUUUUUUUGACAUUUCCCUUUAAAGAGAGCAUACAGUCCUGAAAGCAGACUUUUGAUCUGCAAGGCGGCUCGUCGGCUCAAAAUGACUUGCAAUUUCAAUGGCACCGUGCUGAUCAAAGUGCUCCCUCCACUGCUGUUCACGGAGUUCAUUUUGGGAAUCCUCGGAAACGGCUUGGCUCUCUGGGUCUUCUGCUUCCACCUGAAGCCCUGGAAGAGCAGCACGGUGCUGCUCUUCAACCUGGCCAUGGCUGACUUUCUCCUCAACAUGGCUUUGCCUUUCCGGGCCAUCUACUACUUGUCCGGGAUCAUCUGGAAGUUUGGAAGCGCCAUGUGCAACAUUUGCCUCUUCAUGUUGGCGAUGAACCGCAGCGGAAGUACCUUCUUCUUGAUGGCCAUUGCCGCGGACAGGUACAUGCGCGUGGUGCAUCCCCAUCAUCCUAUCAACUCUCUGAGCGUCCCCAAAGCCAUGUGUGCAGCACUUGCGCUGUGGUUGGUCACCAUCGCAAUGACAGCUCACGUUUUCCAUCUGAAACACAUCAACACAACCUACUGCGAGAGCUUCAUGGUUGACGCUGAACCCCAGCAUAAUCUGAGCUGGCAUAAGUUUGAGUUCUUCUUCUCCUUCAUUUUCCCGCUGGUCGUGAUCCUCUACUGCACCGUCCAGAUUUCCGUCCACCUGAGGAGGAGACAGUUGAGUCAGCAUGCGAAGAUUAAGAAGGCUCUGUGGUUCAUCACGGUGGUGGUGGUGCUCUUCGUCGUCUGCUUCCUACCGAGCAACAUCGUGCAGGUGCUGCUCUGGAUCAAGAGCCACCGAGUCGCCUUCACCCUGCCCCCCUCUGAGGUGUGCCCUGCCCUGGAAGAGCUGACCAGCGCGUUUUACAUCUCCAUCAGCCUGACCUAUCUCAACAGCGUGCUGGACCCUGUGGUUUACUACUUCUCCAGCCCUGCCUUCAAGAACUUCUGCAGGAAAGCCCUUCAUUUGUCCGAAGUGCAAACUGUUGAGAGUACAGAGAAGAAAACUCGAGAAACGGGCUCCCAGUCGCUCAGUCAGCUGUGAUCACACAACCAAAAUCAAAUAUGCCUAUAUACAUUUAUAUAUAUAUAAGUGCUACAGCCAACACAGUGCUACUUUUUUUUUUUUAAACUUUCCUUAAACAGUACAGCGUAUUUUUAUUGCACUUUAAAAAAAAUCAAUUGCCUUUGCAAAGGCUGUGUUAUUUUUACUUUUGCAGAACGACUGUACAUUUCUGAAUGUUUAUUUGGUGACAAUUGUAAUUGUAAAGCUGUGCCAUAAUUUAUUUAGCCUAUUCAAUAUUUUUGCACAUCUCUGACAAACUCUGUAAACUCAAUAAUGUACACAGUUUGUUUUCAUAUUUGUUACAUAAAUAUAUAAAUAUCAUCUUGUGAAAAACAUAAAGAUAAAAAUAUGACAUCUCAUAGUUUUCUCACAUCAAGUGAACCGCAAUCAUAAUCACACUGUCAUAUUGCUGUGGUACGAAACAAAAAAUAAAAUAAAUCAAUUUAA